AUGGCAGGCAUCACUCAAGACAUCAGCAGCGUAUUGAUCGACCACCUUUCACGCACCAACUUGCAUGAUGUGCUCCGCACCCUUCCUACUGCUGUGGACGCGCCGUUCAACGCAUACCAGCGACAACACGACCCGACCUGCCUCCCUAAUACCCGCGUCGACCUUCUUCGAGACAUAUAUAGCUGGGCUGAUGGACAAAACGAGCGAUGUAUCUUCUGGCUACACGGCUUGGCUGGUACGGGGAAGUCGACAAUUGCGCGCACCGUGGCCCGUAGAUGCCUCGACCAGAAGCGUCUCGGAGCCAGCUUCUUCUUCUCGCGAGGCGGUGGAGAUGUAGGCCAUGCAGGCACAUUCGUCACGAGCAUUGCGUUGCAGCUGGCGAGCAACGUGCCCUCUCUCGAUCAGUACCUUUGCGAUGCAAUCAAAGAGCGGCGCGAUAUCGCGAGCCAGUCUCUCCGCGAUCAGUGGCAGCAUCUCGUCGUACAUCCGCUGUCAAAGCUGAGCGGGAGCGGUGGUGGCCAGUUCCCAUACAUUCUCGUGGUUGAUGCGCUCGAUGAGUGCGACAAUGACAAGGUCAUUCGCAUCAUCGUUCACCUUUUGGCGGAUGCUCGAUCGCUCAAGACAGCGCAUUUACAGGUCCUUCUGACGAGCCGACCUGACCUUCCAAUCCGAAACGGAUUUGGUGAAGUGCCAGACGGUGAACACCGGGACUUUGUACUCCACAACAUAUCGCCGCCGAUCGUAGACCACGAUAUCUCUCUUUUCCUGCAGCACAACUUCAAGCUCAUCAGAGAGGAACAAUCUCUAAAUAUCGACUGGCCCGGCGCAGAUAUCAUCAAAGAAUUGGUUCAGAUCGCCGGAAGUUUGUUCAUUUGGGCAGCAACAGCAUACGAGAGAGUGCAAACUUUGCUGGAAGGCAGCACAUAUACUACUGCGCCAGAAGAGCACCUGAACGAGCUCUAUAAUACCGUCCUCAGAAGGUCUGUUCAUCCACGUUACUCAGCAAUAGAGAAGAAGGAACUAUACAGCAUGCUACGGCACAUUCUUGGGAGUAUUGUUGUUCUCUUCUCCCCGCUCUCUGCUAGCUCGCUUCACAGGUUGCUUGAUGUUAAUAAACACAAGAUUAACCAGGUGUUAAAAGAUCUUCAUGCCAUUCUAGAUAUCCCAGAGGCCGAUGCUCACCCACUUCGUCUGCAUCAUCCUUCAUUUCGCGACUUCCUCCUCAACAAAGAUCGAUGUGGGGAUUUCUGGGUAGAUGAGAAGGAGACACACCAGCUAUUAGCUACUAGCUGCAUACAGUUGAUGUCCCAGACACUGAAGAAGGAUGUUUGCGAAAUGCAUGCUCCUGGUAGUCAAGCCAGCCAAGUUGAGAGUAGUUGUAUUCAGAAAUGCCUUCCGCCCGACGUUCAAUACGCAUGCCUCUACUGGGUUCAGCAUCUGCAAAAGAGUAGUUCUCAAGCUUCCGACGGCGAGGAAGCCCACCGAUUUCUGCAGGCUCAUCUACUACACUGGCUUGAGGCGCUUGGGUGGAUGGGCAAGACCUCAGAAGGGAUUCAAGCAAUAUUAUCCUUAGAAGCCCACGUUUCAGCUAUUGAAAGCCCCGAUUUGCACGCAUUUAUCUAUGACGCAAAGCGAUUUGCUUUACACAAUCGAUUAGUGAUUGAACAAGCACCCCUUCAAUUGUAUUGCUCAGCCCUUGUCUUUGCCCCAAAGAAAAGUAUUGUCCGAAAGACAUUUGAGAAGUGUAUCCCGUGUUGGAUUCAACAGAGACCUAAAGUCCAAGAGCAUUGGGAUACUUUGCUGCAAACGCUCGAGGGCCAUUUAGACUCGGUCACGUCAGUGGCCUUCUCCCCCGACAGCAAGCAGGUCGUCUCUGGCUCUUACGACGCGACCAUCCGGCUCUGGGAUGCCGCGACAGGAGCAGCGCUGCAGACGCUCAAGGGGCAUACUAACUUAGUCACAUCCGUCGCCUUCUCCCCUAACGGCAAGCAGGUCGUCUCUGGCUCUGACGACAAGACGGUCCGGCUCUGGGAUGCCGCGACAGGAGCAGCGCUGCAAACGCUCGAGGGCCAUUCAGACUGGGUCAGGUCAGUGGCCUUCUCCCCUAACGGCAAGCAAGUCGUCUCUGGCUCUGACGACGAGACUAUCCGGCUCUGGGAUGCCGCGACAGGAGCACCGCUGCAAACGCUCGAGGGCCAUUUAACUUGGGCCAGCUCCGUCGCCUUCUCCCCUGACGGCAAGCAACUCGUCUUUGGCGCUGGGGAUCGGACAGUGCGGCUCUGGGACGUCGCCACAAGGAAGCGGCUGCAGACGCUCAAGGGCCAUACUAACUUAGUCACAUCCGUCGCCUUCUCCCCCGACGGCAAGCAGGUCGUCUCUAGCUCGGAGGAUCAGACAGUGCGGCUCUGGGACGCUGCCACAGGGAAGCGGCUGCAGACGCUCGAGGGCCAUACUGGCAGCGUCACGUCCGUCGCCUUCUCCCCUGACGGCAAGCUAUUGCCAAUCUUACAAGUAUUUAAUCAUUGGGUAAUAGAAAACGAUAUAAAUAUUCUUUGGCUGCCUCCUAAUUAUCGGGGAACUUGUUUAGCUACUUGGAACAGAAGUCUUGCUAUAGGGCAUUCAUCUAGAAGAAUUUCAUUCUUUUGCUUUACAAAGGGAACAAAGCUUGUUAUAUAA
This is a messenger RNA of Mollisia scopiformis, 2676 nucleotides long. RefSeq lists its product as uncharacterized. Gene Ontology annotation, biological process: negative regulation of transcription by RNA polymerase II. The transcript is spliced from 4 exons. Gene Ontology annotation, molecular function: protein binding. Gene Ontology annotation, cellular component: nucleus; transcription repressor complex. Bases 1 to 2676 code for a protein of 891 amino acids. The record is from RefSeq and is a predicted model, not a curated record. Lineage: Eukaryota; Fungi; Ascomycota; Leotiomycetes; Helotiales; Mollisiaceae.